Molecule: messenger RNA, 1363 nt
Organism: Haliotis rufescens (red abalone)
Lineage: Eukaryota; Metazoa; Mollusca; Gastropoda; Lepetellida; Haliotidae
Exons: 6
Coding region: 222-653 (143 amino acids)
Source: RefSeq, a predicted model, not a curated record
UAAUUGUCGACAAAAGCUCUCACAAGCUUGUGUCGCCAGGGCGUCAAUUCUCUACAAAGGGAUGAACCCACAGAGACGAGGGCAAGCCGUUGCAUGUGAUAUGAUAUUGAUUUUUUAAAUGAUCAGUCGCUAUUAACUAACAUCUUCCGGUGAUAGCCUCAAUACUUACCACAUACACAACAGAGGGCAGCCUACAUAGGAUAUUCCCCUUCAGAUCCGCCAUGGUUCAUUGGUCGCUGCGCUACCUGCCUAUUGGCAUGGUUCUCGCUGUUCUUGUGGCAACAGUUGUUUACGUUGAGGUGAACCGGACCGAGGCGGACAAUGGGUCACCCCACGUGGCUCGGUUCAAGAGGCGGACCACUGCGCAUGGCAGUUCCAAUACCAACAAGAUACCAGUGACUGGAUACACAGGCGGCAUCAGCGGCGGAGGAGCUCAACUAUGGGCGACCCUCGGCGUCGUGUUUGCCUGCGUCGGUUUCAUCAUCUUCAUCGUGUGCUGCAUCAAGGCAUGCACGCCGAGCGACAACAUCUCACACUCUGUGUCAGACAAGAAAGAACCGGACAGUGAAGAAAGAUCCACAACCUUUGUUACUGCUGUCAGGCACAUCAUUGUAUCUGGUCCUGCAGACGGUCGAAAAGAAUACACACAAUGAACUUUGUCUUUGUAGACACUUAGCUGUGUACCUGAUGACAUGUUUAUAUAGUAUUUUGUAUAGUUACUUGUUUUUUCACCAAUUUUUCAGAUCCAACGUUUGAUUCUUGCAAAUGCAGAAAUGACGUGGUCCUUGUGUACAUAUAAUUGUUGACGCUAUGCUUCAAUGCACAGAACGUCUGUAAACUGUAUAUUGCUGGUUUAUUGUAGUGUUCUGCAGAGAAUACAUUCCAUUGUUAUAUAUGUGGUUGGGUGAUGAGUAGGUUCUUGUGGGUAGGAGGGGCUGGGGUUUUGGAUCGAGAUUAUAUAUUUUUUUCAGCUACAGCUGCAAAAGCAGCUAUUCUUUUUAUUUAAACCUGAGCCUGAUUUUUUAGCCUUCCUUAACACCUUUCAACAACGUAAUUUUUGUGGCAGACAAUUUGUUGUUGUUUUCAACAGGCAGAAGCAUAGUUAUUUUCGUCAAGAAUUUUCGGGAACAAGAUGUAAUCCCCCCUCCCGAAUAUCAUAUGAUUGGUCCCUUAAUACUAGACUAUAGUUCACAUAAUGGUUACAAUUAAGAAUGGAGUCAUUGAGACCUGUCAAAAUAGUGCAAUUGGCGUUAUGUAUUUAGAUAUUUUUUUAGCGCUCGGCGUUAAGGGAUUAUAACCUAAAUGUGCCUAUUCGCUCUACCAGCUUGUAAUUAGCUUAUUCAAUAAACUAUUCCAAUUUGUA